GCUUCACCUGUCAUUCUAACGCUAGUGUUUUACCGUUCUGCAUUCUUCAUUUCAAGGAUUAACGGCUGAUUCCCGCAGCUAUGAACACCUCCGAGGAUCAGACCUUCAGGGACUCCCACCAUGCGAACAUUGCCUUUUCUACGUUCUACAUCUUCAUCUUCAUCAUAGCUGUUCCUGGGAAUGCCUUGGCGUUUUGGGCAUUCUGUCGCCGGCAAAGCACAUCUCCAUCUAAGGUCUUCCUGAUGAACCUGUCUGUAGCAGACAUCUCUUAUGUCCUCAUCUUACCAAUGCGGAUUGUUUACCACCUAUCUGGCAAUCAGUGGCCCUUUGGACGUAUCCUCUGUCACGUCGCUGGCUUCCUGUUUUAUCUGAAUAUGUACUGCAGCCUUUACUUAAUGAGUUUCAUCAGCCUGGACAGAUGCGUUGCCGUGGUUUUUCCACUCAAGUCACGCUUAAUGAGGAAGCCUGCAUAUGCCAGGGUGGUUGUGGGCAUACUGUGGCUGAUAGUUAUUGUUUGCAUGAGUCCUCUCCUCCUGCUUAAAAAACAUGUGACUAACAACUCAACCGCAGUCUGCAGCCAGCUCUACCUGGAAAAUACAUCUCCAAAGGCGUUGGUGUCCACCGUGGUGGCAUUUGCUAUUCCCUUCAUCACCAUCAUCAUUUCCUACAUUGUGAUUCUAUUGAAGUUAAGAACAGUUCCACAACAUGGAGAAAGACCUGUUAAAGAUAAGGCCAUAAAAAUUAUCAUUCUUAUCAUGCUGAACUUCCUCUUUGCGUUUGUCCCCUAUCAUGUGAGCCGGGUAAUUUACAUUCAGAACCGCAGCAGUAUGACUGCAGCGAGCUAUGAGUCACUCGCCCAGUCUAAUCGUAUUACAUCUGCUCUGACAUGUGUUAGUGGUGUGCUGGAUCCUGUCAUGUACUUCUUCCUGAAUCAUGUUUACAGGAACACAUUGCUUCAUAUGUUUAGUAAUGUAGUACAAACAUGUACAGAAAGAAGCAUGCAAACAUGAAUGUACUCAAAGUGUGUUCAUACCUAGAGUGCAGAAUGAACAGGGAUAUAAAGCUGAAAACAUAUUAAGCUAAAUAAAAGUAAACCUUCAACUG
This is a messenger RNA of Thalassophryne amazonica, 1104 nucleotides long. RefSeq names its product uracil nucleotide/cysteinyl leukotriene receptor. The transcript has 2 exons. NCBI's taxonomy places the organism in Eukaryota, Metazoa, Chordata, Actinopteri, Batrachoidiformes, Batrachoididae. The record is from RefSeq and is a predicted model, not a curated record. Gene Ontology annotation, molecular function: G protein-coupled receptor activity. Bases 81 to 1010 code for a protein of 309 amino acids. Gene Ontology annotation, biological process: phospholipase C-activating G protein-coupled receptor signaling pathway; positive regulation of Rho protein signal transduction. Gene Ontology annotation, cellular component: membrane.